UGUACAAACGCGUGGACCAAAACGAGAAUCCCCAAAACUACGACCCCCCGUCGGGCUCACGCCGAGGAGAGAGCCAGAAAUUUGCUCCACAGAUCUCCCUCCUCCGCCGCAUGGAUCCCGCCGCUGCCUCGCCGGCGCCGGCGCCUUCCCCCACCGCCGCCUCCGUGCUCGAAUCCCUGGGCGCGGAGGUGCUGGCGGUCAUGUCCCCGGUCUCCAUCUCCAUGGCCCUCGUCGUGCUCCUCAUCUCCUUCCUCUCGCCGCCGUCCCCAGGGUCCACGGCGGCCUCGCCCCCUCCCAUCACGGCCGCCACGCUUGUCUACCUCGAGUCCCCCACCGACUCCCCGGCCCAGAAGGUCCUCGGCGCGCUCCUCGACGCCGCCGUCUUCGUGGCCCUCGUCGCCGCCGUAACCUUCGUCCUCGUCGCGCUCUACUACUACCGCUGCACAGGCUUCCUCAAGAACUACAUGCGCUUCUCCGCCUUCUUCGUCCUCUUCUCCAUGGGCGGCGCCAUCGCCGCCGCCGUGCUCCGCCGCCUCGCGGCCCCGCUCGACGCGCCCACCGCGCUCCUGCUCCUCUUCAACGGCUCCGCGCUCGGCGUCCUCUCCGUCUUCGCAUCAGCCGUCCCCAUCCUCGUCCGCCAGGGGUACAUGGUCGCGCUUGCCGUCAUCGUCGCCGCCUGGCUCUCCAGGCUUCCCGAGUGGACCACAUGGAUCAUGCUAGUCGCGCUCGCCGUGUAUGACCUCGUCGCCGUGCUCGCGCCGCGGGGACCGCUCAGGAUGCUUGUGGAGCUGGCCUCCUCCAGGGACGACGAGCUCCCGGCACUCGUCUACGAGUCGCGGCCCACUGUUGGCCCGGCCACAAGCUCUUCCUCUUAUGCUUCGGCCAUGGUGUCGGUGGAGAUGCAAACCAUGGCCGAUUCCGGUCGGGCAGGUGGCAGCCGGUACGACAGGGUGGAGCAGGAGGAAGAUGCCAGCCGCGCCGUUGUGGAAAUGAGGGAUCUAGGAGGAGGCCGAUCUAGCAUUGGUGAGAUGAACAGAUCACGAGGUUCUGUGCUCCAAAUGGAGAACCUUGAAAGGGAGGUGCCGAUUGCGGUCACAGGGCUGCAAUCAAAUCAGGGUGGGAGUUCACAGCAUGCUGUCAUUCAAGUUGAGCAGCCUGGGGAAGAAGAGACAGCGCCUUUGGUGUCCGCAGCAUCCAUCAACAAUGCAGCUUCUAAUGAGCAGCAUAGACAAAGUUCUUCCUCAGAGCCUCUGGAAUUUGAGAUGUUUGAGUCUACCAGGGGCAUCAAGCUGGGCCUCGGUGAUUUUGUUUUCUACAGUGUGCUUGUUGGGAGAGCUGCCAUGUAUGAUCUGAUGACAGUGUAUGCGUGCUACCUCGCCAUCAUUGCUGGGCUUGGCUGCACCCUUAUUUUGCUGUCGAUAUGCAGGCAUGCGUUGCCUGCACUCCCCAUCUCUAUUAUGCUGGGAGUGACAUUCUACUUCUUGACACGGUUGCUGAUGGAGCCAUUUGUGGUUGGCGCUUCAACAAGCUUGGUGAUGUUCUGACUUCUGACUGAUCUGAUGUUGUCAUCUACAUGUGUCUGAAACAAAGGAAAAGGUUGGUCAGCAUUCUUUGUGAGAGUGACUAAUAUUUUGUUGGUCACUUCUCGUAAACAAUCAUUUGUGCUUAUCGCUAGGAAAUGCUGUCACAAGCUUAGGACCUUAGAGUCUGAGGUAGUGUUAGCGAUAGACUUAGCUCAUGUCUUGUCGUGUAGUUCCAUCAACAUGACAUGAUAUUUGAGAAGAGCUAUUCUGCAUUUCAUGUUCCUUUUUGAGUUAUUUUCUUUCUGAGAGUUGGUAUUUCUCACCCUAAGAUUAUUGAUCAAGUAAUUGCUCAUCAA
Molecule: messenger RNA, 1879 nt
Organism: Phragmites australis (common reed)
Lineage: Eukaryota; Viridiplantae; Streptophyta; Magnoliopsida; Poales; Poaceae
Product: presenilin-like protein At1g08700
Exons: 1
Coding region: 111-1544 (477 amino acids)
Biological process (GO): protein processing
Cellular component (GO): nucleus; membrane
Molecular function (GO): aspartic endopeptidase activity, intramembrane cleaving
Source: RefSeq, a predicted model, not a curated record